CUUUAGGGCUGAUAUCAUCUGACCUCUGGGAAGAGAGGAAAGUGCGUUCUUUCAUGGAGCAUGGAAGUUUUCAGACAACAUAGCCAGUGGAGGAGGCAUUGUGGCACUGUGGUGAGUGGAUGAACAACAUCAGACCAGAUGAGGGACAUCGAGGCCUAUGUGACAAUUCUCUAAAAUAUUUAAGCUCUAAAAUCACAGAGCGAAAGCUACAGGGCACCUGGCUGCCUGCUGGCCGAGGGAAUCUAGAGAAACCACUCCCAGGCUCUCGUGGCUCUGUUGUGCCCAUGUUCAGCCCUCAGAAUGGCCUUCAAUCAGUCCAUUCUGAGAACAGCCCACUGAAGCCCAGGGUUGUGACUGUGGUGAGGCUGAGUGGGCAGCCCCUCCGUAAGGUCACCAUGCUCCUCAACAGGCGGUCAGUGCAGACAUUCGAGCAGCUCCUAGCAGACAUCUCAGAAGCCUUGGGCUUUCCAAAAUGGAAGAAUGAUCGUGUGAGAAAGCUGUUUAACCUCAAGGGUAGGGAGAUCAGGAGUGUCUCUGAUUUCUUCAGGGAAGGGGAUGCUUUCAUAGCUACGGGCAAAGAACCCUUGACAUUGAAGAAUAUUCAGAUGGCCAUCGAGGGACUAUAUCCUAACAAAAACCGAGCCCUGACCUUGACUCAGCAUAGCCAUGCCCCUUCUCCAAGGCUGAGAAGCAGACUUUAUAGCAAGGUUCUGAAAGGGGGCCACCACUGUGGGGAGAUUGGGAGUGGCAGUGAGUCUGCCCAGAGCAAAGCAGUCAUCAGGCAUCAGGGAAAGUCCCCCGUGGAGCCUGCGCUGGAAGACAAGGUGAGGGCCUGGAAGAAGUGGGUGAGGGGAAAACAGGAGCCUGAGCCUGGUAGCAAGCUACCCAAAGAAACCACUCUGGAGGAGAGGCAUGCGAGUGGAGAGAAGCACCUGGGGUUGGAGAUUGAAAAGACUUCUGGGGAGAUUGUCCGAUGUGAGACAUGCAGAAAAGAGCAGGAGUGCCAGCAGAGCUUGCAGAGGGAGAGGCUCUCUCUGGGGACCAGUGAGCUGGACAUGGGCAAGUGCCAGAGGUAUGAUGUGGAGAAACUGGUGAGGGCAAGAAGCUGCAGGCGCUCUCCCGAGGCAAACCCUGCACGUGGUGGGGAAGGAUGGAAGGGUGACAGCCAUUGGAGCAGCCCCAGGAAUCCUGUUCAAGAGCUGAACAGACCCAGCAAGAACACAGACAAGAAAGAGAACAGAGACCCAGAGAAUCAAGCCAGCCAUCUUCAGGGAGCAGCCACGACCAAGAAAGAGCUCAUUGAAGUUCCUCCAGUGACAGAGGAGGGUCCCAGGGAUAUGAAGAAAGACAUCAGGCAUGUUUGCAAGAACAAGCAUGGUGCCCGUCUUCUGAGAGAGCACCAGACUGAGCUGGAUAAGCUCUCUAAAACCCAAGGGGAAGAAAAGGAGGCAGAGAAGGAAAAGAAGCCUGGUGUGUCAGGUGUGUCAGGAGGGAGGAGGAUGACUGUCAGAGAUGAUACCCCUGCAAGGGUAGAGAAGGAGCCUAAGACCAGGCCAGAAGACAGCAAGCCAGAACGGUCCAGCAGCCGGAAGCUGCGGCCCACCGGCAUCAUCGCAGCAGAUGUGGAGAAGCAUUAUGAGACUGGCCGGGUCAUCGGGGAUGGGAAUUUUGCUGUGGUGAAGGAGUGCAGGCACCGUGAGACAAGGCAGGCCUACGCCAUGAAGAUAAUUGACAAGUCCAAACUCAAGGGUAAGGAGGACAUAAUUGACAGCGAGAUCUUAAUCAUCCAGAGCCUCUCUCACCCCAACAUAGUGAAACUAUAUGAAGUAUAUGAAAUGGAAACAGAAAUCUACUUGAUCAUGGAGUAUGUGCAGGGAGGGGACCUUUUUGAUGCCAUCAUAGAAAGUGUGAAGUUCCCCGAGCCCGAUGCUGCCCUGUUGAUCAUGGACUUAUGUAAGGCCCUUGUUCACAUGCACAACAAGAACAUUGUCCACCGGGACCUCAAGCCAGAAAAUCUCUUGGUUCAGCGAAAUGAGGACAAGUCUACCACUUUGAAACUAGCUGAUUUUGGCCUUGCAAAACAUGUGGUGAGACCUAUAUUUACUGUAUGUGGGACUCCAACUUAUGUAGCUCCUGAAAUUCUUUCUGAGAAAGGUUAUGGUUUGGAAGUGGACAUGUGGGCUGCAGGUGUGAUCCUCUAUAUCCUCCUAUGUGGCUUCCCUCCCUUCCGCAGCCCGGAGAGAGACCAGGAUGAGCUCUUUAACAUCAUUCAGCUGGGCCGCUUUGAGUUCCUUGCCCCUUACUGGGACAAUAUCUCUGAUGCUGCCAAAGAUCUGGUAAGCCGGUUGCUGGUGGUAGAUCCCAAAAAACGCUACACGGCUCACCAGGUUCUUCAGCAUCCCUGGAUUGAAACGACUGGAAAGAUUAGCAAGGUGAACCUACAAAAGGAAGUAUCGUCCAGCAGUGAGGGCCACAUCCGGAGCCAGCACAAGAGGGUUGCAGAGCAGGCAUCAUAGUCACUGCCUUGGGCAUCUGUUCAGCUCUAAUUCUGCUUCAGGAUGGAGAAACAAAUGGAAGUCUGGAAGAGAAACAGUCAGAGAGGCUUCUGCACAUAAUUGGAGAAUCAGGAGAGAUGCACAAUGUAUUUUAAAACAUAUUUAAAAAAUAAACUGAGUCAUAAUGUUAAAUGUAAUGUAUUUCUAGAUUUGUAUAUUUAAUUCCUUUAAUACAAUUUUGUUGUUUUUCUGGAAAGAGUUGUCAUCAGUGAGGAAUUUUUGGUAAUCAUGAUGUGUUUUGCUUCCUCCUUAUCAUCAAGUUCAUAAUGUACUACAUGAGUGGUGCUUACUAGUGUCUAAACUUCCCCAUAAAAUUAUUAAGGUGAAUCAUGGUUUUUCUGUGUUAAUAAAAUAAGCUCUGAAUAACA
This is a messenger RNA of Heterocephalus glaber (naked mole-rat), 2923 nucleotides long. It is a transcript of the gene Dclk3, whose product is annotated as doublecortin like kinase 3. Gene Ontology annotation, molecular function: protein kinase activity; ATP binding. Gene Ontology annotation, biological process: intracellular signal transduction; protein phosphorylation. The record is from RefSeq and is a predicted model, not a curated record. Lineage: Eukaryota; Metazoa; Chordata; Mammalia; Rodentia; Bathyergidae.